UGGAGAGCACCGUGAGGGGUGUGCCUUCGGUUCCAAAAUGCCACGGCUUGUCACCCAGGUUGAAUUUUGGUUUCAAACCCGGCUCUGACAGGAUCCUGAGACCCCUGGCCAUCCCCACAGCGCAUCCCCACAGCGCAUCCCCAGCUGCCACGCACUGCAGACUCGGAUCUCAGGACGAGACUGGGUUUGCUGUCACUCUGUCGCCGCCGGGACAGGUCAGGAUCCAGGCAAGGGUUUCGGCCUUGUGGCCUCUACCCGACCACCUAAUUCCGCCGCCCCAGCCAUGGCACAGAAACCCAAGAUAGACUCCCACGUCGGGCGGCUAGGCUACCUGCAGGCGCUGGUCACGGAGUUCCAGGAGACCGAGAGCCAAGUGCCGUUUCUCAUUGCAGACGCCAAAGAGCAAGUCCUCGCCAACCUUGCCAACUUCGCUUAUGACCCGGGCAACUAUCCGUACCUACGGCAACUGCAAGUCCUGGACUUAUUCCUCGAUUCUCUGUCAGAAGAGAAUGAAACCCUAAUCAAGUUUGCUAUUGGGGGACUCUGCAACCUGUGUCCCGACAAGGCCAACAAGGAGCACAUCCUGCAGACAGGCGGCGUCCCACUCAUCGUCAACUGCCUGUCCAGUCCUAACGAGGAGACGGUGUUAUCCGCUGUCACCACACUCAUGUACCUCAACUCCCCAGGCACCCGCGCCCAUCCUGAACUCACCUCCCUGCCCGUGGUCCAGUGCAUGCUGCGCUUUUCUCUCUCAGCCAACACAAGGCUCAGGAACUUGGCCCAGAUAUUCCUAGAGGAUUUCUGCUCCCCAAGCCAGGUGGCUGAGGCCCACAGCCAGCAGGCCCAUUCUGCCCUGGGUAUCCCACUGCCAAAGGCUGAGGCCCCACAGCAGCCCUGAUCCAAGGACACUUCGAGAUCCUGCCACCUUCUGUUCGAGACCAGCCCUGGCACAGGCAUAGGAAGCAGAAGGCUGAUCCUGAGCCCAUCCUGCCCAGGUGGUGCUGUUCAGCUGCAUGCAGGCUGCAGUCUCAGCAUGACGGGCAUUUACAUCUAGGAAAAGCAGCAGGCGUGACGAAGCCAGACUUGAGAUGCUUGGAGAAAACCAAAGCUGGUAUGGCUUUCAUGGACUGGCUCUCAAUAAACUACAGACAGAACCACCCACCUCUGGUGCCCCCAGUGCCCAGCUAAUACCCUCGUGUAAGAAGCUGCGCACCUGGGAGAGUGGCCAGUACCGUAAGUGUCCAGAGUAAUUUUCAUGGCGAAAAUGCCGUGGGUUAACCCCUCCAGUGUUGAGGCUGAGUAUCUGGGCACGGUAGCAUUGACUCGGAUAGCUCUGCAGACCUGAAAUGACUGUCCACACAACCCUGCUCUCUGCUAGGCUCCCUAUGAGGGAUGCAGAGGUGAAGUCUCUUCCCACGGGUGUCACAGUUCAAUGGGUGUUAACUAAAGGCCACUGGGCAUCAGGAGCAAAGCCCUGCAGGUGCGAGCAGGAUAAAGGACAGCUGCGUGCACAGGGGCACGCCUUGUCUCUCUGGGGAGGCCUACAGAGGAUCCUGGGAUGUAGACAGUAGCAUCAGCUCCAGUGUGCCAGGCUGUGAACCUCUCAUGUACCAGCUGCCAAGUGUGGCCUCCCUGUCCCUUCAGAAGAGUUGUUCUGGCUCCCUUUGCCUGUGAGUCGAGUCUUCUGACACUUUGGUGGCUGCCCUGGACAUGAACCCUUCAUGGGCUAUCCCAAUCUGCUCCCUGCCAUUCUCUCAGGAGCCGUGAACCUCCAGUAGGUGCUGCCAGCCCCUUAGGACUUGGAUGCAGACCUUCAGUAAAAACACCUAGAAACUAGAUGCCCAAGAACCACAGCGGCUCAACCUGUGAUCUGAUCCCUUGAGAGACAGAAGCAGGAGGAUGGCGAUGAGUCUGGUCCAGCCCACCUAGUGAGUUCCUGACCAACUUGGGCCAUGGAAUAAGAUCCUGUCACAAAGGUUCUGUAACUGGUGACCCUGCCCUCCUCUGCCAAUGAGAAGAAAACAAAAAAAAAAAAAAAAAAAAGCUAGGGGAAAAGUGUAAAGUGUAUGCCUGACAAGAAGUUGGGGUUUAGGAGAAAUGGGGGCCCUGAUCACUCAGCAUUGUCCUCCCUUGACAGAGCUAGAAGGGCUGGAGGGGGGCUGGCCGUACAGCCACUGGAUGAAGGAAGGAGGGGAACCUCUACCAGUGCGGCUGUCCCUCCCCCAGGAACUAGCCCUCUCCUGUCCCAGGAAAAGGGGCUUCAAAGAACCAAAGCCUUGCAUUUGGUUUUUAUUUUUAUUAAAAAUCUCUUGAUUUUCUCACUGUA
Grammomys surdaster is the source of this 2326-nucleotide messenger RNA. It is a transcript of the gene Armc7, whose product is annotated as armadillo repeat containing 7. Gene Ontology annotation, molecular function: protein binding. The record is from RefSeq and is a predicted model, not a curated record. NCBI's taxonomy places the organism in Eukaryota, Metazoa, Chordata, Mammalia, Rodentia, Muridae. The coding region runs from base 284 to 898 and encodes 204 amino acids. The transcript is spliced from 3 exons.